Messenger RNA from Camellia sinensis, 1088 nucleotides. The record is from RefSeq and is a predicted model, not a curated record. NCBI's taxonomy places the organism in Eukaryota, Viridiplantae, Streptophyta, Magnoliopsida, Ericales, Theaceae.
AACCCGAAACUCUUGCUGCAUCCCUCAUUUUAAAAAAAUUCUUACAAUAAAGCCUAAAUUCCUGUAAUAUCUCAAAUGCCACCUCUCUCAUGUGUGUUUCUUCAACCUCUUUCUCUUUUUGUAUUCUCCUCCUCCAUUUUCAAUGGGUUGCGGCAUGUCGAGGUAUGGCCUAGCCGGCGUACCCGACAACGAAGGCGCACGCAGCUCUAACCCCAUUCGGAGGAAAUUUGAUGAAUUGUGUAGAAAUGAUCGUAUUGUUUCGGAUGCUACCCCUUCUUCUAGCAAACAACUUUUAAAAAAAGGUGUUGAGGAGGAUGUUGUUGAUUCCAAUAGUAGCCACAACAGCACAGAUUCUAUGAAGGAUUUAGCAUUACAGCUAAAACAAUGCCCGAAGGCGGUUGACGCUGAUAGCGGGAUAGAGAAGCAAAGUGAGGAGGAGGAAAAAGAAAAAGAAAAAGAAAAAGAGAAAUGUCGAAAAGAGGUCGAAAGCAAAAAUGAGGAGGCCAAGGCCAAGGCCACUAUAGAGACGGGUGAUAACAAAGACAAUGAAGAAAGCGAAGAAGAUGAAGGAAUAAUUUCUAAUACUGAUGGUUCAUUGUGGAUUGGGUCUCCAAGUUUUAGAGAUUAUUGCAUCGACUGCGACUCAGACGAUAAUUUCCAGAAUGAUGAUAAUAGUGCUGGGAAAAUGAAGGAAACCAAGACAAGAGGUGAUGAGUGCCAUGCAUCUCCCAAAUCAAAUGAGGAAAUGGAGAACAAAUCAAUAAGAAAAGAGAGGAAAGGAAGAGGAUUCGGAAGAAAAGUAUUUCCAAAGAGCAGGCAAUCUGCUAUGAGAAGUUUGUUGCACGUCCCAGGUUGCUACAACCCCAGUGUUUCUGCUUCUCAUGAUAGGACUUCCAAGCCUAUUGACAAAACCUUCUGAUGAUCCCCUCUCUCUCUGUACACACACACAAGAAAAAGAAAAAAAAGCCCAAGCCAAUUCUUUUCCAUUUUUAAUUUGUAUUGUUCCUCUUAAUUCUCCACAUUCUUCUUCCUGUAAUUAAAUUGUUCUUUGCACUUUUGAAAUAGGUAGCAUCAUAUUCGCAUCGUGA